Messenger RNA from Suillus discolor, 1626 nucleotides. Its product is annotated as major facilitator superfamily domain-containing protein. Gene Ontology annotation, biological process: transmembrane transport. NCBI's taxonomy places the organism in Eukaryota, Fungi, Basidiomycota, Agaricomycetes, Boletales, Suillaceae. Gene Ontology annotation, molecular function: transmembrane transporter activity. The record is from RefSeq and is a predicted model, not a curated record. The transcript has 7 exons. The coding region runs from base 1 to 1437 and encodes 478 amino acids.
AUGGAUACUUCCAAUUCUCAUGAAAUCAUGGAAAACGAGACAACGCCUCUGGUACCUACCAAGAGCUCGAAAAAACUUAAAACGCCCCUUCCAAAACUUCAGAUAGGCAUACUUAUAUCGCUGCACCUCGCAGAACCCAUCGCCUCGACAUCUAUAUUCCCGUACAUCAAUCAGCUGAUCAGUGAACUCGGAAUCACUGGGGGCGACGAUGCAGCUGUAGGAUAUUAUGCUGGAAUCAUUGGAUCUCUGUUUUUUGCUGCGCAAGCACUGACGGUACUGAGGUGGGGUAGGCUGUCUGACCGCAUUGGGCGCAAGCCGGUGUUGGUGAUUGGACUCUCAGGUGCUUGCAUUUCGAUACUGUGCUUCGGCCUUUCAACCACAUUCUGGAGUCUUGUCAUUAGCCGCUGCUUGUGUGGUCUUCUAAAUGGCAAUGUGGGGGUUAUGAAGACUAUGAUGGGGGAAUUGACGGACUCUACAAAUAUGGCUCAGGCAUUUGCCUUGUUUCCAAUUGUCUGGUCCAUUGGAGGUUUUAUCGGUCCUUUAAUAGGCGGAACUCUGGCGCGACCGCAAGAUCGUUGGCCUGCAUUAUUCGCCAAUGCCUUUUGGGAAAAGUUUCCAUACUUUCUGCCAUGCGCGGUGGCAGCCUGCUUGUUCGUCCUAGCCGUUUUGGUGAUGUCAAUCCUCUUAGAAGAAACAUUACCGGCAAGGCGUCGGCCAAAGUCGACAUUGGCCAUGCUCGGUAUUUCAAGUCAUGAAUCACUGCCUCAACAAUCCACGGCAUAUACGCCCUUGCGCACUCUGCUCACGCCUUCCGUUGUUAUUCCGAUUGCAAACUACGCCCUGCUUGCCUUGCUUGACAUUUCUUUCCGUGCUCUUUUGCCACUGUUGUUUUCGACGCCUACCCGUCUUGGCGGUCUUGGAUUUGAUCCUGCUACUAUUGGCUGGUGGAUGGCAUUGUUUGGGAUCACGAGUGGUAUCUUUCAAGCAUUAUUCUUCGCUAGGAUCAUCGAUUGGAUUGGUCCGAAGCGUGUAUUCCGUAUCUCAGUGUCGUGCUACGUACCACUCAUGGCUAUAUUUCCGAUAAUGUCGUGGAUUGUACGCGCAAGGGGAGAAGUCGAUCAUGCAAUCACGUUUGCCUUGCUUUGCCUUACAGGUAUGCAACUCGCAUGGAAUAUGGCAUUUGGGGCUAUUUUCAUGUUUAUCACAGCCUCUGCUCCCACAAACAAUGUCCUCGGGGCCAUCAAUGGCCUCGGCCAAACCUCUGCGUCGGUAGCUCGUAUCGCUGGUCCCACUUUGGCGACUUCGCUCUUUGCUUUAUCGAAGGAGCACAAUCUUCUAGGAGGAAAUGCAGUUUUUGUCGUCUUCAUUGUGUUGGCCGGUGGAUUGAGAUGGCUAGCAUCCCAGUUGCCAGAUGAAGUACGAGACAGGGAUGAGUAAUGGGUGACUCGCAAGAAGGAUCGAUAUAUCUGAUUGGACUGUGUUUAUCACUAUGUAGUCAUUUAUUUGAUUUAGAGAUAUCAUAUUGAAGUUCACCAAGGUGAGCUAUUCACAUCAGGAAAACCCUCCUGUGAAUAAGUACAUGCCUUUUAUACAUUUAUUGAAUCUUAGCGCACAAUUAUUGUCAUC